AUGGAUCCCUCACAGGUUAAAAUCCCACCCAUGAAGGACCUGACGGUCGACAACAUUACGGAAAAUGUCAUCCGCAUUAACUCGCUGUGCGAGGAUGAGCGCAUGAAAUAUGUUCUCGAACGACUGGUUUCGCAUUUACAUGAUUUCGCCCGCGAAACGAGACUCAGUUCUCAGGAAUGGAUGACAGGGUUAAUGUUCCUUACGGAGGUGGGGAAGAUUUGUUCGGAUGUGCGACAGGAAUUCAUCCUUCUCUCCGACAUCCUCGGACUCUCAAUCCUCGUCGACUCAAUCGACCACCCCAAACCCCCCGGCUCGACCGAAGGUACAGUCCUCGGCCCCUUCCACACGCACGAAGCCGAAGUGAUGCCCCACGGUGACAGCAUGUCCCACGACCCCAAAGGCGAGCCGCUCCUCGUCGUCUGCACGCUCAAAGAUACCAACGGCAACCCCAUCUCCGACGUGAAGAUCGAUAUCUGGGAGACGGACUCCACGGGCCACUAUGACGUGCAGUAUGCGGAUCGGAACGGCCCCGAUGGCCGCUGUAUCAUGCGCAGUGAUGACUCCGGCGUGUUUUGGUUUAAGGCGAUUACGCCGGUGCCGUAUCCGAUUCCGCAUGAUGGGCCGGUCGGGAAGUUGUUGAAGAAGUUGCAUCGCCAUCCGUUUAGGCCGAGUCAUAUGCAUUUUAUGUUUGAGAAGGAGGGGUAUGAUCAUUUGAUUACUAUCAAGAUAAUAUGA
Molecule: messenger RNA, 735 nt
Organism: Aspergillus oryzae RIB40
Lineage: Eukaryota; Fungi; Ascomycota; Eurotiomycetes; Eurotiales; Aspergillaceae
Exons: 3
Coding region: 1-735 (244 amino acids)
Biological process (GO): catechol-containing compound metabolic process
Molecular function (GO): catechol 1,2-dioxygenase activity; ferric iron binding
Source: RefSeq, a predicted model, not a curated record